Molecule: messenger RNA, 969 nt
Organism: Lactuca saligna
Lineage: Eukaryota; Viridiplantae; Streptophyta; Magnoliopsida; Asterales; Asteraceae
Source: the annotation of a GenBank genome assembly
AUGUACACUAAGGAAGUGUUAGAAUGCUCAAAACCCAACACAUAUGACAUCAACAACUACGACAUUUACAGCUCCCAAUGGACUCAAUUCAAAAGCUUUCCCAAAGUAGACUUUUGGACCCAAAUCACGAGCCUAGAGAAGUUCAAUCCCAGUCGCCAAAAAGACCCCUUUAUCAUCCAUCCUUGCUGGAGAAUUGCCCACCGGAUCCCAUCCACUUCUGUCUUUGCUCGUCACGAGCCAGGACAAAUCAACACCGUUGAGUUGUAUUUUCUCUAUUGCAUGUCGAGCCAACAUUGGUCUUUCCCCAAUUUCGCCACCUUUUUUUUAGACAAAUGUGACAGCCUCAGGACGAAGACCACUGGUGACAUUUGUAUUGGAGGUCUCAUUACCCUCAUUGGUUUGGGUAUGGGCCUUCAAUUUCCAGAAUCUGAAUAUGUACGAGUGAAUGAUCCACCUCUCUACCUUCUCGAUUGCAUUACUCUCAUCCGGAUGGAAUUACUGCUACCUCAUCCUACUCUUCUUGGACAUUUUUCUUGGCUCAACCAUGUCAAGGACCCAGUUUACAUCUUACCCAAUCCAAGUAUCUCCACCUUCACCACCGAUGACCCUGAAACAUGGUUUUUGCCUCAAGAGUUGCCAGACGAUGAUGAUGCAGCCACAGAUGAUGACAUGCAGGUGGACCCUGACAAUGUUGUUAGCCCAUUCGAGGCUGGAGACCAUUAUGAUCUCCUGAUCCGCCAGUUGCCUCCACCUCAUCCAGGUCAAGCCUCCGGCCAGCUUGCUUCCUUGCGCCUCGAGGGCAAUAGGAACACCGCAGCCAUCCACCACAUAGAGGAACAACAAGCACGCACCCACACUUACAUGGAGGACCUUGGUAUCAUUUACGACCCGAGGGCGGUUAUCCUCCUUGCGGGCCUCCUCCAUCUUGAUCCCGGUUUGAUCCUUCCUUAUUUUCAUCCUAAGCAUUGA